This is a messenger RNA of Rubroshorea leprosula, 1532 nucleotides long. Lineage: Eukaryota; Viridiplantae; Streptophyta; Magnoliopsida; Malvales; Dipterocarpaceae. The record is from the annotation of a GenBank genome assembly.
ACCCUCUCUAGCUUGAGGCACAGCUGCCACACAGAUAGUUUUUUAAGUCCAUGGUUUAUAGCUUCUUACCUUUCUCCAUUUUCAUCUUUCCAAAAAUUCUCUGGCUUCUGCUUUUUGAUUACCGAGUUUGUCCACUCUAGAAGCUAUAUGAUUUAAAGUAGUGUCAUCAAAUUAUGAAGUUGUAGCAUAUUCAACAAGGAGUAUUCACUCUAGUUCCUACUGACACUGAGAUUGAAACUGAGAGAAUUGAACAACAAAAUGGAGAAUGGAUGCAGCUGUGAGCGGAAGACAAUUACCAAAGAGCUACUACAAGGGGUGGAGUUGGCCAAACAGUUGAGGGGACAUUUGGGAACCAAUGCAUCUUCUGUCGAGACAAGGGACUUGCUGGUUCAGAGUAUAUUGACUUCGUAUGAGAACGCUCUUCGCCUCCUAAAAUGGAGUGGGUCAAUGGGAUCGACUCCUGGCAUACCUGAGUCUCCUUUGUCCAUCAAUGGAAGCCCUCAGAGUGAGGAUUUUGAUAAGGAUAACCAGGAGAGUAAGGAGAGCUCAAAGAAGAGAAAGACACAGCCCAGAUGGACAGAUCAAGUGAAAGUUAGCUCUGAGGGUGUGCUGGAAGGACCCCAUGACGACGGCUACAGCUGGAGAAAAUAUGGACAGAAAGACAUUCUAGGAGCAAAAUAUCCUAGGAGCUACUACAGAUGCACCUUCAGAAACUCCAAGAACUGUUGGGCUACAAAGCAGGUGCAGAGAUCAGAUGAAGAUCCCACUAUAUUUGACGUCACAUACAGAGGAACACAUAACUGUAGCCGAGGCAGCCAGGCAGUUCCACCACCUGCAUCACCAGAAAAACAAGAACAGAAACUAAACAAUCAUAAUAACAACAAUAAUCAACAGGAAAUGCUCUUAAAGUUUAGAAAAAGCCUAAGAGUCAAUACCGAGGGUCUGGACAAUAAGGAGAUGGCACCUCCCUUUUCCUUCUCUUCAACAUCAUUUGGGUGCUCAAAGAAUGAUAACCUCAAUUUUUCACCUACGGCACUUGAUAACUUGGGCAGUUUCUCACCAUCAUUUAUGUCUCCAGCAACACCUGAAUUAAACUACUUUUCAUCUUCACAUUGCCAGAGGAACAACUUUGAAGGGGCUUUCCAUGCGCAGUGCUGUGAAUCUUAUCUCACAGAGCUGAUUUCGGUAAACACUUCAGCUACCAACUCUCCCAUUAUGGAACACUGGGAUUUCCCACUUGAUCCAGUGGAAUUUGAUCCAAACUUCCCAUUAGACACGCCAGGAUUAUUCUCCUAAUUCUGCUUUUGACAUUAGAAAUAAGAAUAAAGAUAGAUAUUAGCAUUGCGUGAGCAUACGAGACUAGCUACUUGCACCUGUUCAACCCGGCUUGUAUUAUAUGACCAGAAUCAGAAUGAUUGUAGAAUACAGAAGAAUAUCUUUCAGUGUUGGCCAUAAAAGAUUGCUUAUGAUGGAACUAACGAGCUCUGCCAGAAUUUAUUUUAUUGCGUUUGCAAUAAUAUUGGUCGUGUAGA